AGGUAGGUGGAGUCACCCCGGGACCUGGACGGCAGCCUGACGGGGUCAGCUUCGGUCGAGUUGCCCGGCGCAUGGCUGUGUGGGGCGUGGGAGGCCGCCUCGGCCUGCGCCGGAGUGUCGGCGCCGGUUGGCUACUGUGUCCCCGUUUCCAGAGCCACCGCCCCCCGGGCGUGAAAGACGGGGACGGGCCACAGUCUUCCUUGAAGACACCCAAGAUCCCCAAGAUAUACACCAAAACAGGAGACAAAGGGUUUUCUAGCACCUUCACUGGAGAAAGGAGACCUAAAGAUGACCAAGUGUUUGAAGCCGUGGGAACCACAGAUGAAUUGAGUUCAGCCAUUGGGUUUGCUUUGGAAUUCAUCGCAGAAAAAGGCCACCCAUUUGCUGAAGAGCUUCGGAAAAUCCAGUGCUCGCUGCAGGAUGUCGGCUCUGCCCUGGCCACACCGCGCUCCUCGGCCAGGGAAGCUCACUUAAGGCAUGCCACAUUCGAGGCAGGGCCCAUUCUGGAGCUGGAGCAGUGGAUCGACAAGUAUUCCAGCCAGCUCCCCCCGCUCACGGCUUUUAUUCUGCCAUCUGGAGGCAAGAGCAGCUCCGUGCUGCACUUCUGUCGGGCUGUGUGCCGCCGAGCAGAGAGACGCGUGGUUCCUCUCGUCCAGAUGGGUGAGACGGAUGCUAACGUGGCCAAGUUCUUAAACAGACUCAGCGACUAUCUCUUCACGUUAGCCAGAUACAUGGCCAUGAAAGAGGGGAAUCAGGAAAAAAUAUACAAGAAAAAUGACCCAUCGGACUGAGCCCGAGGCCUGUGGAAAUAAUGCAAAGGCAGAGAUCUGUAGACCCCUCGGAGAUGAAGAGUUUGUCCUUCCUGUCCUGAUUCCUGAAGAUCUCAGCCAGGGGGGCUGGACGACACUCCUGCCCGCUCUUCUAGGCUGUCACGGGUCGUAGAGGAAGCGGGAAUGAAUGAAUUCAGUAUUGCAGAAAAUAAGGUAAAGUGAUUACUGCAAGGAAGAGCCACAGAAGAAAAAUAAAAGUGGGCAAAGCUUGAGCUGUGUGCGUGUGUGUGCACACGUGCGUGUGUUCGUUGAGAGAGCCCUUCCACUGCCAGCUCAGGUGGCGUAAGGAUUUGGAACGGUACCAGAGGCCCUUGGAGACGGAACUGUGAUUUAGCUGUGCCACAGGGGCUGUAAGUGUCCCGUUUAUAAAGGCAGACAGGAUUUGGAAGUUUGGUCACCUCUGAGCCACCAUCCCUGCCUAUGUUGGGGGGGAAGGACAGCCGCAGACACUCGAGGUAUGCCGGUGUGUGUGGCAGGAGUGCAGCCCAGAGGGCCACCCCCUCCUGGAGGGGAGCCUUCCUUCCUCAGGGAGCUGAGGGACUAGGGGCAGAGACCCUGGUGAGAGGAACAGCACUGCUCAGAGGAGAACUUCUUUCUCUGCUGCUUUCAGCCUCUGAGAUCCAUGCCACGGCUGUAUUUUAUUUCUCUCGUCACCCCUGGCCCCCCCCAACGCCCCCCCCCCCACGAAACAAUGCUGUCAGUGCCAGCUGUGUCCUUGGGAAGGGGCUAUUUAUGCAGGGCACGGAGGCGGCCCUGAGAGUGUGAAGGCUGCACGCUGCUAAUUGCAGGAAAUGAGUCCGGAAGGGCAGGCUUUUGCGAACUGUCAGGGCCGAGACGCAAGGUGAACUCAGUUGGGCAAUCACUCACUCCCCGAGCCCCUGCUCAGCGCCAGGCACCAGCUCGGCUGGGGGAGCCUGGUCACCCUGGCUGUCCUCCUUCCCAGUGGCUCCGCGAGCGCUAAAACGGCCAGUCACGUGCCGACUUUGGCUCUCAUCCUCACCACUGUGCCUGCUAGUCCGGCCGAAGGAACAGGUACGUCGCAUCCUGCUGGGCCCCUUGGCUCAGCCCGGGAGGCGAGGCCGCGGUGGAAGCUCCCCCAGGGGUCAGCGCCAGGUCUGGUACGCGGCAGCCGCUCGGUGCUGGCGAGCGGAGCUGAACCCACUGAAAGCACCGGCGUGUCAGGAGAGGCUCGGCGCUCAGGCGGGGCCGGGCAGGGGCUCGCUCCACGAGCUCGCGGGGACCGACUCCGCUCACUCAGUUCCGCCCGCCCCUCCAGAUCUUCCUGAAGAAGCAGGACGUAGGUACUGCAACGACAACCCCACGCCUCCGGCCAGGGUCAGACGCCCUACGAAGGACGAGAGAAGCUCUUUGAGGAGAUACAGCAGCAAGUGAGGCUUCGAAACAAAGCAGUUGGCCUACUGCCAGCUCCCGGCCCCAGCAGCCCUUGCUGGGAGGGGUCCGUGUGGGCCUGACGUUCUCUCGGGGUCCCCAGGCCCUGCCUCGGCCUCGUCGCUCCGGCGGCAAACAUUCCCCCAGCGACGGCGCAGGUGCGCGGCCGACGUGGCGCCGCUGGAGGGGCCUCCUGUGUUGGCAGCCCGGGAAGGCAGAGAAGGGCCACUCUGCGGGCCCAGAGGACGGACCAGUGCGGACGGGAGCUCCUCUGCGGCGCCGUACGAAGCCACAGCGGAGCCUGAAGCCCAGGGAUCUGCGCGCCCCUCGCGCUCGCCGAAACGGCCUCGCGAGCCUGGAGCUAGCGGGAACCGCGGAUGCAGAGCUCCACCAGCGAAACACGAUGGGUACGAAGCCCGCGCUGCCUGCACGCCGCUGUCAAUGCUCACAAGUGCCAGCCCCCUUGCACACUAGUGCAGGGUUGGGAAAGAGAGAGAGUGGGCUGCUUUAACUUAAAAUUGUGACAUCUCAGGGCGCCUGGCUGGCUCAGUUGGAGGAGCGUGUGAUUCUUGAUCGCGGGGUCAUAAGUUCGAGCCCCAUGUUGGGCAGAGAGUAGUUAAAAAUAAAAAUUAAAAACUUGGGAUUCUUCGUG
Messenger RNA from Ailuropoda melanoleuca (giant panda), 2871 nucleotides. It is a transcript of the gene MMAB, whose product is annotated as metabolism of cobalamin associated B. The coding region runs from base 72 to 791 and encodes 239 amino acids. NCBI's taxonomy places the organism in Eukaryota, Metazoa, Chordata, Mammalia, Carnivora, Ursidae. Gene Ontology annotation, molecular function: corrinoid adenosyltransferase activity. The record is from RefSeq and is a predicted model, not a curated record. The transcript is spliced from 9 exons.